Messenger RNA from Prunus armeniaca (apricot), 474 nucleotides. The record is from the annotation of a GenBank genome assembly. Lineage: Eukaryota; Viridiplantae; Streptophyta; Magnoliopsida; Rosales; Rosaceae.
AUGGAAGGGAAAGUUUUCACAGAAGAGCAGGAAGCAUUGGUGGCCAAGUCAUGGGGUGUGAUGAAGAAGAAUUCUGCUGAAUUGGGUCUUAAAUUCUUCCUAAAGAUAUUUGAAAUUGCACCAUCAGCGCAGAAGCUGUUCUCUUUCUUGAAGGACUCUGAUAUUCCUCUGGAGAAGAACCCAAAGCUCAAGCCCCAUGCUAUUUCUGUCUUUGUUAUGACCUGUGAGUCAGCCUUUCAACUCCGGAAAUCAGGCGAAGUCACAGUGAGAGAAUCAACCUUGAAAAGAUUAGGUGGAGUACACUUCAAAUCUGGAGUGGUCGAUGAACAUUAUGAGGUCACUAAAUUCGCAUUGUUGGAAACCAUAAAGGAAGCAGUGCCAGAAAUGUGGUCACCAGAGAUGAAGAAUGCAUGGGGAGAAGCUUAUGAUCAGUUGGUUGCUGCUAUAAAAGCAGAAAUGAAGCCCUCCCCUUGA